AUGGAGGCCGGCGGCCCCGGGACCUGCGGAGGAGGGGCUGAGACACGGGGCUCGGAGGGGCGGCUGGCACCUGAGUCGAGGGUACACUUCCGAGUGACAAGGUUCAUCAUGGAGGCAGGUGUCAAGCUAGGGAUGCGGUCCAUCCCCAUCGCCACUGCCUGUACCAUUUACCAUAAGUUCUUCUGUGAGAUCAACCUGGAUGCCUACGACCCCUACUUGGUGGCCAUGUCUUCUCUCUACUUGGCCGGCAAAGUGGAGGAACAGCACCUGCGCACACGUGACAUCAUCAACGUUUCCAACAGAUACUUCCACCCGGGCAGUGACCCCUUGGAGCUGGACUCGCGCUUCUGGGAGAUCCGGGACAGCAUCGUACAGUGUGAACUGCUUGUGCUGCGGGUCCUGCGUUUCCAGGUCUCCUUCCAGCACCCGCACAAGUACCUGCUCCACUACCUGGUCUCGCUCAAGAACUGGCUGAACCGUUACAGCUGGCAGCGGACCCCCGUCUCUGUCACUGCCUGGGCCUUGCUACAGGACAGCUACCACGGGGGGCUAUGCCUCCGCUUCCGGGCUCAGCACAUAGCUGUGGCAGUAAUCCACCUGGCCCUGCAAGCCUAUGGGGUUGAAGUGCCUGCUGAGGCCGAGGCCGAGAAGCCAUGGUGGCAGGUGUUUAGUGAAGACCUUACCAAGCCAACCAUUGAUAACAUUGUGUCUGAUCUCAUUCAGAUUUAUACCAUGGACACAGAGAUCCCCUAG
Rangifer tarandus platyrhynchus (Svalbard reindeer) is the source of this 753-nucleotide messenger RNA. The record is from the annotation of a GenBank genome assembly. NCBI's taxonomy places the organism in Eukaryota, Metazoa, Chordata, Mammalia, Artiodactyla, Cervidae.